AUGGCCUACAACACGACCCCGGUUGCGGCGGCAGCUACCCUUCUCCUGUUGCUCAUCGCAGCCGCCGCCGUCGCACCGGCGUCAGCCAGCACGGUAACGGCGUACUCGCGGAGGGGCUGCACUGGGAAGAAGAUAACUUGGCGAUGCGGUGCGUGCUACUCGUUCACUGGCUACAAGGCGGGCUACUUCUUCGACUACUCGCAGGGCCAAAUCGGCAGGUUCUAUAUCGGCGCGCGCUGCCGCGGCCUCUACUUUCCCAUCUUCUUCGACAUCCGCGUUUGCUCCCCCCACAUAUUUAACAGCAUCCGCAUAGUAUGCUGA
Messenger RNA from Spirodela intermedia, 321 nucleotides. NCBI's taxonomy places the organism in Eukaryota, Viridiplantae, Streptophyta, Magnoliopsida, Alismatales, Araceae. The record is from the annotation of a GenBank genome assembly.